Messenger RNA from Cladocopium goreaui, 1723 nucleotides. NCBI's taxonomy places the organism in Eukaryota, Dinophyceae, Suessiales, Symbiodiniaceae. The record is from the annotation of a GenBank genome assembly.
UCGGAAGCGGGUGGCGUGAAGAGCUUCCACGCGCCGAGGAGUUAGCCAUCAGUUCCAAAGUGAACGAUGAUUGAAUAUGAGGAUGGUUUCACGAUCCUUUUCAGACUGCGUGGCUCCGUUUUUCCCUUCGCCUUUCUCUUGACCGUACCUAGUUUGAUCCUCACCGCUGCAUGGUGCUUGCUGAUGAAUGACAUCGCGGAGACAAGCGAUUUCGUCGCUGUGAUGGUGCAAGAAGAUUUCAAUAAAAGUCAGGUUUGGAGCGCCUUGACCGCUUCCUUGGCCCUGCUGAUCGCCUUUCGAACACGUCAGGCUCUACAACGAUUUUGGGAGGGAACCACCCUGAUGCAUCAAAUGCGAGGUGAAUGGUUUGAUUCCGUGAGCUGUUUGAUCUCGUUUUCCCGGGCAGCCAAACAAACCAAGCCUGCUGAAGUGCAACAAUUCCGUCAUACCUUAGUACGCUUGGCCAGUGUCAUGCACGGCUCGGCGUUGGAUGAGAUUUGUGGUGAAGGGGCUGCAGGGCAGGUGUGCAUGGACAUCACAGGCCUUGACAUGGAAACCUUGAAAUUUCUCAGGGACUGCACCGAUGUGUACGGUUUCAAUAAGGUGGAGGCUUUGCAGCAUAUGAUCCAAAAUCUGGUGACCUACAACCAGCAGAUUGGAGUGCUGACGAUCCCUCCUCCCAUUCUCCCACGAGUAUACCAAACCUUGUCGCGUGGCUUUGUCAAUUUACUGAAUGCCAAGAAGAUUGCAGACACGCGAUUUCCAUUUCCAUGGGCUCAGAUUAUACUACUGCUGAUCUUGUCCUAUAGCAUCACCACGCCUUUAGUCGUGGCCGCCAUCAUCAAGCAGUAUGCCUGGGCCAUGUUGGUGACGUUCAUCCCCGUCUUUAGCGUCAUCGCCCUGAACAUAGUCUGCACACAGCUCGAGAUGCCAUUUGGAAGUGACGCCAAUGACCUUCCAUUGGAUCAUUUUCAGGAAGAUAUGAAUCGAGGAUUGUUACUGUUGAUUCACGAGAUGACGGACCACAUCGUUUCUAUCAGGCCGUUUGCCCAGACCAGACACAGCUAUUUGAUGAAGUGUGUGGGUAGAGAAGCUUUCCAGGAUUUCGCGGUGAGAAGCACCAUGUCAGGCGGUAUGUCUUUGGAACCAGAGGACGAUGACGAUGUGAUUGCAAACGAGGUUGAGAUCGAAACGAAGGCUGUCCAGGAGACGCCACGCGCCACACCCUGCAAGGCGUCACCUGAGGCGAAGGCGAAAGAGGCGAAAGAAGCGAAAGACCCUCCGCCACCACCUCCGCAGAGUCUGGCGACUGAUGCGGAGACCAAUCGAAGAAUCAUUGAUUUGUUGAGUCGGCAGUUAAUGGAAUUGGCCUCCAACACCCAGGCCUUAGAAUCCAAUACGUUGGCCAUGCAAAGUAUGGCUACCGCUACGGAUGACGGGGGCAUCGGCCGCGAGGGGAAGUCGGGGUUGUCCGAUAGCAGACAGUUGAUCAGAGAACUUCGCCAGUUACUUACGCAAGUUCAGCUGGACAGUCCAGGCUCAGGCCCCGUCGUUGCCUCCAGCAAUCCUUUGGCAUGCGGGCGAUGCGUUUGCGAGACUUCUCCCUGAAGGUGUGUUCUACAUAGCUCACAUCGUGACAGACCGCCAAUUGCGCCGAUCUCCGCAAAAAUUCCUUGGUGGAUUGACUCUGAAGCAGGCUUGAACAUCAAGGCCUGAAUGUUGU